This is a messenger RNA of Lemur catta (Ring-tailed lemur), 2437 nucleotides long. It is a transcript of the gene TSTD2, whose product is annotated as thiosulfate sulfurtransferase like domain containing 2. The record is from RefSeq and is a predicted model, not a curated record. Bases 191 to 1738 code for a protein of 515 amino acids. Lineage: Eukaryota; Metazoa; Chordata; Mammalia; Primates; Lemuridae. The transcript has 10 exons.
ACUUCCGGAGCGCGGUGACGUCGCGAGAGUUCCUCACGCGAACACGCGGUAGGGUUGUAGGCCGGAGGGCGGAGUGGAGUGACAAUUGCUAGGCAGAGAGCUCAGGGGAGAAAGACCUAGGAAAGGAUCAGGACUGGCGGGAGGUAUUUAACAGAAAGGAAUCUCUGCCCUACUCCUGUGACCAAACCAGAUGCCUUCUACUUCACCAGACCAAGGAGAUGACCUGGAGGCCUGUGUUUUAAGAUUUUCUGACCUGGAUUUAAAAGAUAUAAGUCUUACUAAUCCCAGCAGCUGUCUCAAAGCAGAGCUAGAUGGCAGUACAAAGAAGAAAUACUCAUUUGCAAAGAAAAAGGCCUUUGCCCUUUUUGUCAAAACCAAAGAAAUUCCAGCAAAAAGGAAUUUUGAAUGUAAAGAAAAAUGGUGGAAAUGCUGUCAGCAAUCAUUCACAGACCAGACCAGCAUCCAUAGACAUGUGGCAACACAACAUGCUGAUGAAAUUUAUGCACAGACUGCUUCUAUUUUAAAGCAGCUGGCUGCAGCAUUGAGUACCUCAAAGAGUCUUAUGUCUGCAGACCAAAAGAACCCUGGGAAAGAGUGCCUUAUGCAUAGCCAUGAAAUGUCUGCUUGGCUCCCUGAUAUAAGCUGCUUUAGCCCUGAUGAGCUGAUAAGUGGCCAGGGCAGUGAUGGAGGGGAGGUGCUACUGUAUUACUGCUACUGUGACCUGGAGGAUCCCCAGUGGAUGUGUGCCUGGCAGACAGCUCUGUGUCGGCAUCUGCACCUCACAGGCAAGGUUCGAGUCGCUACAGAAGGAAUCAAUGGGACAGUUGGUGGAAGCAAACUGGCUACCAGACUCUACGUGGAAGUCAUGCUUUCUUGCCCAUUGUUUAAGGAUUAUCUGUGUAAGGAUGAUUUUAAGACCAGCAAAGGAGGAGCUCACUGUUUUCCAGAAUUGCGUGUUGGUGUAUUUGAAGAAAUCGUGCCCAUGGGGAUCAGCCCCAGUAAGAUCUCCUACAAGAAGCCUGGAAUUCAUUUAUCCCCAGGUGAAUUUCAUAAAGAAGUAGAAAAGUUUUUAUCGCAGGCAGAUCAAGAACAAAGUGAUACUAUCCUUCUGGAUUGCAGAAACUUCUAUGAAAGCAAAAUAGGACGAUUCCAGGGCUGCUUAGCCCCCGACAUCAGGAAAUUCAGUUACUUCCCUAGCUACGUUGACAAAAAUCUAGAACUUUUCAGAGAGAAGAGAGUGCUGAUGUACUGCACUGGGGGCAUCCGUUGUGAGCGGGGUUCAGCCUACCUCAAAGCCAAGGGAGUGUGCAAGGAAGUGUUCCAGCUCAAGGGUGGCAUCCACAAGUACCUGGAAGAGUUUCCUGAUGGCUUUUACAAAGGGAAGUUGUUUGUUUUUGAUGAGCGUUAUGCCCUGACCUACAACAGUGAUGUGGUGUCAGAAUGUUCAUACUGUGGAGCCCAGUGGGACCAGUAUAAACUCUGCUCAACUCCCCAGUGCCGCCAGCUCGUUUUGACCUGCCCUGCCUGUCAAGGACAAGGAUUCACAGCCUGUUGUGUCACAUGUCAAGACAAAGGGAGCAGGAAGGCUUCAGGCCCUACCCAGGACAGCUUUAAAGAGGAAUGUGAAUGUACAGCCCGGCGGCCGCGCAUACCGAGGGAGCUCUCACGGCAGCUGGGCCUCCCUGGGAGCCCAGAGCCGGAGUCUGCUGGCAGUGAGGAUGGGCCGUGGCUGGUGUGAGCAGCACGUUCGGCAUUCCCCGAGCCUUCAGUAACAGUAGGUUUGGGGUGACUACAUGUAGAAGAAUGUCAAGGCUGCAGAAACAGAGAAAUCAGAACUUUUGUGCUGGCCCAUGCCACUGUGGCAUACUGGUCACUUUAUUGGCCACCUGUACUUCACAGGGGGAAGGGACAGCGAGUUGAAUGUUGACCACUUACCUGCAACAUUCUGAUUAAGAAGAUGCUAGAGCACAGAAAACAAGUAAGCUAUGUGGGACCGCAGAGGCGCAGAGAAAGAGAGCCUUGAGCCUGGUGACCAGGACAUGCCCUUUCCCUGCCAUGCAGCAGGACUGUAAGUAGUCCUUGUCAGCCAAACUGUCUUUCCUGAUGGCAAACAUGUAAAAGCUGUGGCCCUGGAGAGGCCCUGUAAACCAGGCCUCUUAGGUCAUCUGGCAUCUACCCCUGCCUCUGUCUGUUCCCCGACAGCCUGAGGGGAUCUGUCGGCUGUGGCAUUUGGCCCAGCUCCUGCUUUUGUAGAUACGGUCAUCCUUUGGUGUACAUGGGGGAUGGUUCCAGGACACCCAAGUACACCAAAAUCCGUGCACCCUCAAGUCCCACAGUAGGCCCUGCAGAACUUGUGUAUGCAAAAAGUUAGCCAUUCAUAUACGCAGGUUUUGCAUCCUGUGAAUACUGUAUUUUGAAUCCAUGUUUGGUUAAAAAA